AUGCAGAACUGCUUUGCAAUCGAUGCUUUGGCCCACAGGCACAAAAGCCAGCCUUUGCUUCGUGCUGUAGUGAAGUUCCUCACCCACAACUUUGAGAAGGUCUUCGAACAGCAGGCCUUCCUUCAGUUGGACCUCGGCACACCCUCGCGGGCCCCUUUGAUAUCUUCCGGUAAUUCGGCCACGGGCGCCUGAGCUGAUGUCCACUAAGUUGCGCGGGCGCCAGUGAGCUAUCAACCCAGCAAGCGCAGCCUUCACCUUGGAGAGCUGAUACGCCAUGUCCGGUUUCCCCUCUUCAGCACCGAGGAACAGGUGGGACUCUGCAAGGAACUGGAGAAGUGGGGGGAUCUCAAGCUUGAAUGGAAGAAUCUGGACAGCCAGGAGAGAUUGCGAGAAGCGGGAGGGCUACGACAGGGCAUGUGCAAGCCACACAUUGUGUGUGUGGACACCCAGAUGCGGGAGCACCAAAGGGGGGGACGUGAGGAUGCCUUCAUGGCCUGCUAUGAACCCCAGGCUGAAAAAUGGGAGAAGCUCCCUGGUUUGCAAUCUUUGACACACGCUUGCUGUACAGCGGGUGAUGACAAGAUCUACAUUUCCGGAGGGGUGUGCAGAAAUUCUUAUUCUUCAGCUCUAUAUGAGUUUGAUCCCUUCAAAUGCCAGUGGGCGGAGCUCCCAUCCAUGGCCACACCCCGGUGUGUGCAUGGUUUCCUGUUCUACAACCAGAGGCUCUUUGCUGUGGGAGGCUGGUGCAAAUUCCAGAGCUUUCUCAACUCAGCGGAGAGCUUCGAUCUUGAAAUGAAGACGUGGGCUGAGAUGUCCCAACUCCCCUUUGCUCUGAGCCACCCUGCUUCCUGUGUGUUCCGGAAAAAACUGUAUUUCCUGGGUGGAGCCACAGGCAUCCUGUUGAAUUGGGUCUUUCAUCGAGGGCUUCUGAUUUAUGAUGCUAACUCCAAUGCCUGGACUCAGGUGCCUCUUUCUACCGGCUUCUUUGCUGCCGGGGCUGUCGCUGUGGACCACGGCAUCUAUGUCAUUGGGGGAUUCAGUGAGAAGAAACUUCGGAACUCAGAUGAAGGCGGUCCACUACAAGACAACCGUCAAAGCAGCCGCAAGUGUUUCUUCGUCAACAAGGUGGGCCAAGUGAGUUACAACGUGAGACUCCCGAAACUCCCUCGAGGAAUAGCCAACGCGGGGGUGGUUUGCUGUGACAAUCGGAUUUACGUCUUGGGCGGGGAAGAUUUAAGACAGCGCUACAAAACCAUUUAUCACUGGGAACCUGGUGAAAACCGUUGGCAUCCAUGUGCCAAAGAGAUCCCCAUCUCCCGCGAAGGUAUCAGCCGGUUUGGGUGCGCCAUCUUGAUGAGACCCAAACCACACAUCCUUAAGCUUUUCCAAAAACCCUCUUGUGCUGUUGUGGCUGCAGUCUGCAAGUAG
Sphaerodactylus townsendi is the source of this 1428-nucleotide messenger RNA. RefSeq names its product kelch-like protein diablo. The record is from RefSeq and is a predicted model, not a curated record. Lineage: Eukaryota; Metazoa; Chordata; Lepidosauria; Squamata; Sphaerodactylidae. The transcript has a single exon. Gene Ontology annotation, molecular function: protein binding.